Molecule: messenger RNA, 597 nt
Organism: Beauveria bassiana ARSEF 2860
Lineage: Eukaryota; Fungi; Ascomycota; Sordariomycetes; Hypocreales; Cordycipitaceae
Product: short chain dehydrogenase
Exons: 6
Coding region: 1-597 (198 amino acids)
Source: RefSeq, a predicted model, not a curated record
AUGUGUUGCGUCGCCAUCAACGUGACUGGACGGCGGCGCCUUGGGGCUGGGUCGGUGCCGUCAGCUAAGGUAUUGAUUGUGGUCUCCGAGGCUUCCGCUUGGUUGCUUGGUGUGAGUCAGAACUCAUUGAGAGAGUUUGAGAAGAAAGUCGUCGUGAAGCAAAUGCAGGAACUGCAUCUCGUCAGUUGGCUUGUUAACGCUUCGACACUCGAUUCCGAGUUCUCCGUGAUGACAAGCGUGAUUGUGGUGAGUCAGAUGGACGUCUCGAGCGACGAGGCCAUCGAUGCUGCUUAUGAGACGGUCGAGGCCAGGCCAGGCUAUCUUGACGUGCUGGUGAAUAAUGACAGCCAACCACUGGAAAUGAGAAUGUUCAAGAGCGAGUACACGAUGCGCAAGGCGUGGAACCAAAUGUACGAUGUCCACUUCACGGGCACCCAGAUUCUCACUCACACCUUUGUGCCGCUGCUCCUCCAAUUCAGGAUCCAGGAUGCGUGGCUUCUCUCCUUGACGAGCGGCCUCGCGCAGCUCGAGACGAUGCGCCGAAGUACUUCCCGAGCCCCCCGCCGGCAGCCGGGUAGCCCAAGCAAAAUGUCGUGA